AUGAUCCUGCAGUUGCAGACUCUCCUGGAAAAAGUUGACGACCCACUGAAACAGACUUUCCAGAAUAUGCAUCAAGGUUACCCAACCGAGAAUUUGGUGAGGUUUCUCAAAGCAAGAGAUGGGAAUGUAUCUGACGCCCAUAAAAUGCUUGUCGACUGCUUGAACUGGAGGUUACAAAACGAUAUUGACAAUAUACUGGCGAAGCCAAUUAUCCCCGUCGACUUGUACAGAGAAGUAAGGGAUUCUCAGCUCGUAGGAAUGUCUGGAUACUCAAAAGAGGGUCUUCCUGUUCUUGCAGUUGGUGUAGGGCUCAGCACAUAUGACAAAGCAUCUAUUAACUAUUACGUCCAGUCACACAUCCAAAUGAAUGAAUAUCGAGAUCGUGUUAUAUUGCCUUCUGCAACAAAGAAGUUUGGGCGAUAUAUCGGCACGUGCAUAAAGAUUUUGGACAUGACUGGUCUCAAAUUUUCCGCACUAAAUCAACUCAAGUUUCUAUCCGUAAUAUCUACCAUCGAUGACCUGAACUAUCCCGAGAAGACUCAAACAUAUUACAUAGUCAAUGCACCAUAUAUAUUUUCAGCAUGUUGGAAGGUUGUGAGGCCUCUUCUGCAAGAGAGGACUAGGAGGAAAGUACAAGUCCUUUCAGGCUCCGGAAAAGAUGAAUUGCUGAAGAUCAUGGAUUAUGAAUCCAUUCCUCAUUUUUGUCGAACAGAAGGCUCAGGUUCAUCACGGCAAUCUAAAAAUGGAACUGUAGGCAAUAGUUUUUCCUUGUACCAUCCCUUCCAUCAGCAGCUAUACAACUAUGUUAAGCAGCAAGCUGUGCUGAUCGAUCCUGUUGCACCAGUCAAACAAGGUUCAUUCCACGUGGAUUUUCCUGAGCCAGACACCAAAGAUGUCAAAAUUGCUAAAACUAUAGAAUCUGAGUUUCACAAACUCAGGAAUCAAAAAGAGCUUUCCCACUCAUUACGUGAGCUUAAGAUCAAUGGGGAUUGA
Molecule: messenger RNA, 993 nt
Organism: Fraxinus pennsylvanica
Lineage: Eukaryota; Viridiplantae; Streptophyta; Magnoliopsida; Lamiales; Oleaceae
Source: the annotation of a GenBank genome assembly